Racocetra fulgida is the source of this 304-nucleotide messenger RNA. The record is from the annotation of a GenBank genome assembly. NCBI's taxonomy places the organism in Eukaryota, Fungi, Glomeromycota, Glomeromycetes, Diversisporales, Gigasporaceae.
AUGACUCCAAGAAAUCAUAGUAAAUCAAAAACACCGAAUCCUCGUAGUGACGAAAACCACGAACAUGUUUCAGCAUUAACUAGGGAAGAAAAUCCUACUGAUUCUACUAAUUCUUUGCAUCAAGAAUCUCCUAAUUCGCGUCAAGAAACAUCCAGUCUUCAUAACGAUGAAAAUCUCGAACAUGUCUCAGCAUUAACGAGUGGAGGUAGUCAACAAGAAAGUCCUACUGAUUAUACUGAUUCUCUGAAUCAAGAAUUUUCUAAUUUGCUUCAAGAAACACCUACUCCAAAUAUUAUUUUUAACC